AUGUUUCGUAUUAUUUCGUACGGAUUUCGUGCCUUUGUUGAUUUUUCAACAGAGCUGAAAGGUGUGCAAAAAAUGGCGCGUAGAGUGGUCGGUAGGGAUAAAAUAGCACAGCUUCAGAACAAUGUUGAAAAUAUGCGGAAUAUAUGUAUACUCGCGCACGUGGAUCACGGCAAGACUACCUUGGCUGAUGCACUAGUUGCAAGCAACGGAAUCAUAUCACAGCGAUUGUCUGGAAAACUCCGAUACAUGGAUAGCAGAAAAGAUGAACAGGAACGUGGUAUCACAAUGAAGAGUAGCGCGGUUGCGUUGUUCCACGUAUUUCAGAGGGAAGACAAAGAAGAGGAAUAUCUCGUGAAUCUGAUCGAUUCACCUGGUCACGUGGAUUUUUCUUCGGAAGUCUCCACUGCCUUACGUCUAUGUGACGGCGCCAUCGUUGUGGUAGAUGCAGUCGAAGGCGUUUGUCCGCAGACCAUUGCGACGUUGCGGCAAGCUUGGCAUGCAGGGAUCAAACCCAUUUUAGUUUUCAACAAAGUCGAUCGACUUGUUCUCGAAACAAAACUUUCCCCGAUGGAUGCUUACGUGCGAUUGGUCCAGCUGCUUGAACAAGUUAACGCAGUCGUCGGAGGUUUCUUCGCGAUUGACAUCUUCCAGAAAGAGGAAGAUGACGAAAACAGGAAGUCGGAUCCUGUAUCCGGAGAAAAAUCUACAUCAGAUGCUUCUGAAACUGUUUUUGACUGGACUUCCCCGUUGGAGAAUGUUGACGAUUCUGGACUUUAUUUUACCCCGGAAUCUGGAAAUGUUUUGUUCUGCAGCGCGAUUGAUGGAUGGGGAUUUAGUGUAAGACAAUUUGCGUCACUGAUUUCGAAAAAGCUGGGAAUCAAGCAAGAGGUAUUAGCGAAAACACUGUGGGGAGAUUUCUUCUUCGAUGCGAAGACGAAAAGAGUGAUGCGUGGAGCACAAUCGAAAGCAAAAAAGCCGUUGUUCGUUCAACUGGUCCUUGAGAAUAUUUUUUCGAUUUAUGAAGCCGUCGUUGUUCGGAAGGAUCAAGAGAAGAGAGACAAGAUUAUUCAAACGCUUGAUUUGAAGAUGACGGCAAAGGAUUUGCGAUCGACUGAUCAUCGACUACAGCUAUCUGUAAUAAUGAAUCAGUGGUUGCCCUUGGCGUCGUCAGUAUUAGAUAUGGUUGUGGAUCAAUUGCCUAGUCCGAAAGGCAUGCAAAGAAGUCGAGCGGAACAACUCCUGACUUCAAGGACUGCUGUUCUGCCUUUUGAGCAUUUCCCGAAAGAAACCCAGUGUUUAUCUGAUGCUAUGAUGAAAUGCGCGGCAGAAGAUGAUGCCGUAAUAGUGUACGUCUCCAAGAUGUUUCCGGUGGAAACGCAGUUUUUACCAGAAAAUAAGCCAAAACCCAUGAGUAGAGAAGAAAUGAUGCAACGAAGGGAAGAAGCCCUGAAGAGAAUUGAAAUGAGUCGGACAGGUCCGAAAGGAGAACCUUUGUCAACUGCCCCUAUCGUAGGCGAGGCUGAGGAUUCAAUCCGGUCCGCAGUAGAGGAUGAAAAUUUGAAAAAUCAAACGGCUUUUGUCGCUUUUGCGAGAGUUUUUAGCGGCUGCGUUAAACCCGGACAAGAGAUUUUCGUUCUCGGACCAAAGCACGAUCCUUGUCGCUACGUUGUCAAUGGAACAUUCAAAGCAGACGAGGUUCCUGUGGCAGGAAAAUUGUUGGAAUUGCAAUCGGAACAUCACGUGACGCGUGCAACUGUCAAGUCUGUUUAUUUGCUGAUGGGUCGACAGUUGGAAUCUCUCGAAGUCGGAAACGCUGGAUCAAUCAUAGGAUUAGGUGGAUUAGAGGAACACAUCCUCAAGUCCGCUACCGUUUCGAAUACACUGGCGUGUCCCGGAUUCACUGAGUCUGUUGCUUCCCAGUCGCAGGUUUCGUCGAUUCCGGUUUUUCGUUUUGCGUUGGAACCAGCACACCCGAGAGACAUGCCGUCAUUGGUUGAAGGUUUAAAGCUGCUCAAUCAGGCCGAUGCAUGUGUAAGAGUUUUUGUUCAGGAGACCGGCGAACAUGUGAUCGCAACUGCCGGUGAAGUGCACUUGGAAAGAUGCCUCACCGAUUUGCGGGAGACUUUCGCGAAGAUCGAGAUUAACGUAUCUCCACCGAUCGUACCAUUCCGGGAAACGAUAGUUUUUCCUCCUCCGAUCGCUGACGACCUUGUGGAGUUUAUCGAGAAAAAAGAGACGGACAAGUCGGAUAAAGAUACCCUUUCUAUAACUAUGCACGCUCCGAAUAAACACGCAUCAGUCACGAUUCGCGCCUUGCCACUGCCCCGUGAAGUUACCAAAAUAAUCGAGCGAUCGGAAAUGCUGCUGAAAACCAACGUUGGUCUCAGUUGGGAAGCACGUUCAUCUGCACUGAGUGGCCUGAAGUCUGAAAUCCAUGACGCAUUUGCUUCCCUUUCCGAUCCCGCCGAAUCGUUGGGUUGGAAAUCGAUUCCUGAUGCUGUGGAUCGGAUCUGGAGUUUCGGACCGAGACGCAUCGGUACGAACGUGCUUCUGAAUUGCAUCCCGGAUUACGAGACGAAUACGCUGGUAUGGCCCAAGAGUUGCAGUGGAGAAGUUAUUGAGGUUCCGGAAGUGAGGAAGGAAUUGGAUAGUUUCGUUGUCACUGGCUUUCAAAUGGCCACUUUGUCGGGUCCGAUUUGUGAAGAGCCCAUAACUGGAGUUGCCUUUUUGGUUGAAGAUUUAACAGUUUCACUUCUGGAUUCUUCGGAGAUCGGGGAAGAAGUCAAAACUCACUCUUCCGGGUACGGCCAGCUUUCGGGGCAGUUAAUGUCCUUGACGAAGGAAGCCUGUCGGCGAGCCUUCCAAGCCCAGCCGCAUCAAAGACUCGUAGUGCCCAUGUACAAUUACCAAAUUCACUGCAGCGUCGAAGCACUAGGUAAUAUGUAUGGAGUUUUGGGGAAAAGACACGGACGCGUGGUGAACACAGAAAUGUUGCCCGGGUCGUCCAUGUUCCGAGUGGACGCUCAAUUGCCGGUUUUGGAAGCCGAUCCUUUUUGGGAACCCCUGACCGAUGAAGAAAUCGAGAUGUAUCUUGAGAAAGGUGACUCAGAAAAGGCCUUAGCGCGAAAGUACAUGAACACCGUCAGAAAACGCAAGGGAUUAUCUAUCAAGGAAAAAAUUGUCGAGCACGCCGAAAAGCAAAGAACUCUGACCAAGAUGAAAUAAACGCGUUUUGAAAUCGUCACGAAAUGUUCUUUCCGUUAUAUUCCUUCCAGCUAUCGCUUCUUCGCUAUCGAUUUUUCUGCUUGGCUCGCUUGCAAUUAUUUCUAGUUUCGUUGCGUUUUAGUUCCUUCAUCGUCUCAUUUUUAGCGAAGUGUCAUCCAUCUGACGUUGUCGAACGUGGAACUGAGUGUGACAAAAGAAUAGACCCCGAAGGAAAAGUACGCUGUUGGAAAACGAACCCAAGAGAUGAAUCAUCCCGCGGCCGGUGGGAGAAUCAUCUAGUGCGAAAAUGCAUGUACUGCUGCAGUAUGAUACAAUUCGAAUAUUACGCAGUGUAGUUGAAGUCAAAUCAUAGUAGCUGUAAUUUUUCCCGGUUAAUUUAACAUUCUACAUUUUUAUUCGACAAGUUUGAGGAAAUUUCUUCUGUGGUCUCUUAAUAUGCUAUUGACAAUCCCGCAAUAAUUAACAAAGUCGACGAUCACAUAUUUUUAUCCUUACGCAUUUCCACGGAAAAUGUAAGUUUAUCAGAGAGAAACGGAGUGGCUCGAUUGCAAAUAAUGCAGACCGCUGUGUUUUCUUUGUGAAUCAAAAACUGUUGCACAGCUGAUGAUUUUUAU
Notodromas monacha is the source of this 3839-nucleotide messenger RNA. The record is from the annotation of a GenBank genome assembly. NCBI's taxonomy places the organism in Eukaryota, Metazoa, Arthropoda, Ostracoda, Podocopida, Cyprididae.